GGCACCUGAGAAAUACCAAACAGUAGAACUAACAAGGAAGGUGUUCCUAUCUGAACUGAACGCAGUGGAAUCCAGUGGGGGAGAUAGGGAAAUCCAAUAGUAUUGUGUAUGAAAUGAUGAGACUGAUAAGCUGUUUCAGAGAUGCUGGCUUUGUGCAGGUAAGCUACAGUUAUCAUAGCUGCAAGAAGUUGAAGCAGGUCUUGGCACGGUGCUGUAUCCCUUCCCAACCCUCUCCCUGGGUAGCAGGGAGAUUUCAGAGCUGCUCCCACCACUGCCUCCCCCCGUCUGUGCACCUACAGCUCACUGCCCGGCCUCUGCCUGCUGCACCCCUGCAAGUGUGGAGCCUGGGGCUGCGUGGGCUGAAUUUGAAGAAGCAGAUGAUGAACAUUCAUCCCCCAAAGGGCAGAGUACUAAGGAGCAGAAGAGGUUUUUUCCUCUCUGUUACACCAAGUAGCUCUAUUAACAUGAUGCAGCCAAGUCUAUGGGAUGGGGGAAGACAUGACUGUCAGGUACUUCUUGGAUAGUUACUUCUUAGAUACUUACCCAGUUGUGUUUCUUCUAAUUACUACCAAGACCAUCUGCUUUAAAAGCAGAUCUGAGUUACUAUUUAGUCUAUUGCUGUUAUUCUGAAUCUGAAAGCAGUCGCCUGCCUUUCUGUUGUUGUAAUUAUCUUCACAGCAAUUAUGUUUGAUGCCGAAUAAGAGAGAGUUAUGAUUCCAGUGGUAAAUAGGCAGCAAGAUCAAAUCUUGACUCACCAAAUUAGAUUUCUUUGUGUAAUUCCUUCUUGAUCCUGGCUGUACCCAGCUCCGUCUUAGAUGCAACACAUCUCAUAGCAUUAUUUUGCUUUGCUAUUGAAACCACAGCCAGGAGGAAUUUCAACCUUGAUCCGCUUGGACAUUCAGGUUUGUUCUUCCUCAUGUUAUGAUACUUCAGUCACUAAUAGGCUGCUGCAUGCUAUCAGAUGGAGACCUGCUCUUCUGCCUGGCCAAAGCAUAUUUGUUUAGAACAGAGAGGUUUUCACAAAGGCAAAUACUUUUUAUUCCAGAUAGCAUGGUCUGUACCAUAGCAUCUCUGCUAUUUCUUCUCUCUCACUUUUCCUGGAUAUGGACACAGGCAGUCAGACUUGUUCAGGUGAAGUGGAUACCUGGCUUUUUUCAGGGUACUGCUCUGUAGAAGAAGUUGAAUUAUAGCAGUGUUUACUCUGGAUCUAUGUUCUUAGCUCCCUUCUCCUCUUUGGUUCAUACAUUAAGCAAGAAGCAUAUCAUUUAUGAAGUCUAUUUAUGAAUCCAUUUGGUGAUACUGUGAAGUCUUCCAGUAGUACAUCUAGGAGAUCAAACACUAAAGGGAAAAAAAUCUGGGUGAGAAAAUGUCCCCUUGAGGUGUUUUUUAUUAAUCCAUUAACAAAGAAUACCAAAACAGGAUAUCAUUCAGCAUCUCUUAAUUAUAUUUAGUCAUCGUGUGUUGAGGUUCAUGGUCGUUAACUGCUGUAGUGGCAAUAUCAGUUGAGACAAAAUUGUGCUGUUGAGGGGAAAGCUAUCAGGCAGGGGGAAAUUCACCUAUGUUGUUGUGGUUGUGCUCUAAUGUAUUCCAGGAUAUCAGUGGCUAAGAUGUAUGGCAUCAUGGUAUAACUGGCUUAGUUAAUGUUCACAAUAACUGAAGAGCAGAACCCCCAAAUACCAAAGAAAUGGGGAGACCAUCACAGCUGCUGCUGAAGGAGGCUGGAAGGGCUGACUCCUCCAUGGAAGAUGUACAAAGGUCCUUCCAGAAAAUCUUUUAUGUGAUCACAGCUACCAGCAGUCAGAAGAGCCUGAGGCAAGCAGGGAUGUUGUGCAGUAGGUUGUCUCUAGAGUGAGUAGGAAUUUGAAGGCAUCCAUACAAAGAAACUCCUCUACAUUGCUGCCUCCCUUAAAACUUGAAUGCUAAAUGUGGUGGAAAGUGCAUCAGGCUUGAAGAAGAUGCUGUGCAAUUUCUAUAGUCAACUAUUUCAGUGAUACAUAGUGUGUGGAAAGAAGAAGCAAAGUUAGAAGAAACACGUCCACCCUCAUUUUUGCAAGUGCUGGGAUGGGAGCUGCACACUGCUGCACUUCCUGACCUUCCCUUCCUGAUCCUUUUGGAAUUAGAAGGUCUUUAAGGUCCCAGACAGCAUCGAGACCCCCCCAGAUACCAUAGCAGCUUAUUCAGAACCCAUAAAUUCUCUCCCCAUUUCUCAUCUCCAUCUCCAAGCCAGCAUUUGUUUGCACUUUGGCAGCUCUCAGCUUUACUGUCCCUGUUGCCCUGGAUUUCUGAUUUCUCUGGUACAUCUCCUCCUAGCCACAGAGUUACAUGUGAGACACCUACUCCCCAUCUGCACGUUUCCAAAUCAGAACAGCGUAUUUAUGAUCACUACUGGUAGCUGGAGGGACUUCUCCUCUCACCCACUGCAGUUUUUCUCACCCAAAGAGAAAGCACAGUAACCAGCUCAUGGAGGUGUUUGCACUCCUCUUAGAGACAAGACUUUUGCAAGUUUACAUGAUGCUGAAUCUUGCUUUUGCUUGAAAGCGUGGACACAAUGUGAGCUGGGUGUUUCUGGCUUAAUCUUGGAGCCAGAUUCAGGAAGGUUUAUAAACAUCUACUUAGACCAUGCUCAGACAAAGAACUAAUAAAUAUCCUUGUGAAUCAAGCACGCCACAGAAUCAAAGCUGGAGAAAAUUUCAAGCAUUUUCAGACUGUCUGACAAAAAGCAUAUGCCUUCAUCAAAUCAGCUCAGCUCUCCAUGCUUUCAGAGGCUGCCCACCACAUUUUGGAUCUCAUGUAGAAGAAGUGAGUUUCCGAGAUUAAAAGGCACAUUUCUGGGUGAGAGGAGAGGGAUUCAGAAACAUUAAUGGGAGCAAAAUCUUGAGAGAUAGAAAAGAAACAGUUUGUUCCUUUCCUUUGGCGAAUAUUCUCAUCUGUGUGUGGUUUGCCUGACCUGGCGGAAAAGAGGUCCCAGAAGUGGUGCCUUCCAUUUGGGCAUUCAUUGAUUUUUUUUUUUUAUAGGGUUUUGUCAGUUGUUAUGGAGGGUUUUGUCUCCCCACCUACACAGCUGCCGUGUGCUCUGGAGGCUUUCAAUUGGCUCUGCCAGGCAGCAAGUGGCAUUUGAAUAUAUCAACUGAGACUGUUUCUAUGUAAACAGGGAGACCUGUGAAACAUUGCAGCGGUGCUUCAGAUGCAAAAAGCCAGGAGCUAUCUUUGGCUCUGGGUUGUGAAAGCCCUCCAAGCUGUGCAGGAGUGAGAUGGGGCUGUUGACUCCUCAACCUCUCCGGGCACCUUGGCCAAAGCAACAGCAGGAGAGCACCAAGCUGGACUUUAUAGCUUUUGAUGCUAGAGCCAGGGUGGUACUUUCAGAUGGUCUUAUGUGUAUUCACUGUAUCAUCUAAAAUUACUUUCUAAGUUGUUUUCUAUAUCAGAUUGUAGACAGAAAACUAAGAGGGGAGGUAGGUUUUGGGUUAGUGUGUUUUUGUACCGGUUCACUGGAGGAAAGCUGCUAUCUCUGAUUGUAAAUUGUGAUGGCCAUCACGCUCUCUCAUCUCCCUUGCAUUUCCCAGUGGGUUGCUUUCUGUGUUACUGCAUGCAGCUCCUUAAAAUUAAACAGAAACCAUCAACUGUAUGAUCGCUUGGGCUCUCAUUAUGAGAUUCCUUUGUCCUGGCCUUGCUCUUAUCACACAUGCUGAAUGUAUAAUUCAAACAGAAUUCUGACUACAGCUAGGAAACUAAAUGAUGUGUAAAUCUUUGAAUUCACUUUCUCUUCCUCUUUUUCUCCCCUCUCUUUCUUUUUUUUUUUCUUUCCUCUUUUUAGGAAUGAGAUGCCCAUGAAGUUUAAUCUCUGUUAGCCUGAAAAGAAAAACUGGGGAAUAAGAGUUAUGGAUCCUUUAUACUUUUCUAAUGCAUUUAACAUGGACUCAAGUUCCAGUGAUUUGAACUCCUCGCUGCUGACAAAUACCACAGAGAAUGGGACACUCUCAGAGCAGCUCCCAUUCAAAUACAUCCACAAAGUCCUGAUUCCCAUCUUUUACAUCCUUGUAUGUGCAGUUGGACUCAGUGGCAACACAUUGGUCAUUUACGUGGUUUUGCGUUAUGCCAAGAUGAAAACUGUCACCAACAUUUACAUCUUGAAUUUGGCUGUCGCUGAUGUACUCUUCAUGCUGGGCCUGCCCUUCCUGGCCACCCAGAAUGCCAUCUCCUACUGGCCUUUUGGCUCCUUUCUGUGCAGGCUGGUUAUGACCGUAGAUGGUAUUAACCAAUUCACAAGUAUUUUCUGUUUGACUGUGAUGAGCAUGGACCGCUACCUGGCAGUAGUUCAUCCCAUUAAAUCAACCAAGUGGAGACGUCCCAGGGUGGCCAAACUCAUCAGUAUGACUGUCUGGACGUUCUCAUUCCUGGUGGUGCUUCCAGUCUUCAUCUUUUCAGAUGUGCAGGAAGACUUUCACACCUGCAACAUGAACUGGCCAGAGCCUGUCAACAUCUGGUCUGCAGCGUUCAUCAUUUACACGUCGGUCCUUGGGUUCUUCGGUCCUUUGUUGGUGAUCUGUCUGUGCUACUUGCUAAUUGUGAUUAAAGUCAAAUCUUCAGGGAUUCGCGUUGGGUCUACGAGGCGCAGGAGAUCAGAGAGGAAAGUGACCAGGAUGGUGGUGAUCAUUGUGGUUGUCUUUGUGUUCUGCUGGCUCCCAUUUUACAUGAUGAACAUUGUCAAUUUGAUAUUUAUACUGCCAGAAGACCCUGUGCUGGUGGGGGUGUAUUUCUUCGUGGUGGUCCUGUCCUAUGCGAACAGCUGUGCCAACCCUAUUCUUUAUGGAUUUCUUUCUGACAACUUCAAGCAGAGUUUUCAGAAAGUCCUUUGCCUCCGAAAGGGCAAUGGCAUAGAGGAUGGUGACCCCAUUGAACAUAGGCAAGAGAACAGCAGUCGUUUGCAGGAAUCAAUGUUAACCCAGAGGAAUAUUGAAUUCAAUGGACACAUGCAGACUAGCAAGGUGUGAGGGCAUGGUCUGGGACUGCCAAGAACUUGUAGACCUGGAGAACUUGAGACUUAAGGGAAGGAUGAAAUCACCACUAAAAUCUGGAGGCCCACCAGCUCCAAUUAGUGUACAGAGUCUUCUUUUCACUCCCUUCCCCUUCAAGCUAAAAGUGCUCUGGGUUAUACUGAGCUGUGUGAAGUUCUUGUGGUGUUCUAACUAAGGCAGUCAGAUGUAUGUUACUGCUUCCUGUACUCUAGAGAGCCGGUCUACUGGUAGCCACUGCCAGCUUUGUCCUAUUUCAGUAAUCCAAAACAACACUAAACCUGUCCUAACUAUUUUGUUAAGCUGAGCUCAUGGCUGGGGUCAGCUCAAAACAGAAAACAGCUCAAAUAAUUCCUGUGAAAAUACCUUUGAAAGUCUUCAAGGGAAUCUCUUAGAAGAAAAUACACUAUUUCUCAACAGAAGUUUCACACAAAAAAAAGUCACAGCACUGAUCUUGAAAUUAUGUAAAAUCCAUUGUUUUAGAGUGCUGUGUAGUCCACUUGCAUUGUUUUACUGUUAUUAAUCCAUGUAAACCUCAAAGUUUUGGGGAGUCUUUCAAAUAGUAGGAAAGAAUAAUAAUGAAAAAAAAAAAA
Meleagris gallopavo (turkey) is the source of this 5605-nucleotide messenger RNA. NCBI's taxonomy places the organism in Eukaryota, Metazoa, Chordata, Aves, Galliformes, Phasianidae. The record is from RefSeq and is a predicted model, not a curated record.